Molecule: messenger RNA, 2069 nt
Organism: Umbelopsis ramanniana AG
Lineage: Eukaryota; Fungi; Mucoromycota; Umbelopsidomycetes; Umbelopsidales; Umbelopsidaceae
Exons: 6
Coding region: 221-1939 (572 amino acids)
Biological process (GO): tetrahydrofolate interconversion
Cellular component (GO): cytosol
Molecular function (GO): methylenetetrahydrofolate reductase [NAD(P)H] activity; FAD binding
Source: RefSeq, a predicted model, not a curated record
GCCAUGGUAACCGUUCGCAAAGCUCUAAUGUUCUAGCGAAGUCCUGUCAAAAGUUAUUCACGCUGUAACCAUUUCAUCCAUGAAGCCUGACUUGCCAGGGUUUCUAUUUCAAUUCGACCUAAAGCCGAACUGAUGGAUCCAUCUCUAGUGGACUGCGUUUUAUUCUCAGCAUCAAACAGACAAGUUAACCCCCUCGGUUUACCUCCGCUAUUACUCGGUAAUGAAAAUCAUCGACAAGAUCUCCCAACCGCGAGAGGACGGAAAGCCGCACUACUCGUUCGAGUACUUUCCCCCCAAGACAGAAGUUGGUGUAGCCAAUUUGUACGAUCGUUUAGGUCGUAUGGCCCAGACACAGCCUGCCUUUAUCUCAUGUACAUGGGGAGCUGGUGGUGCAACUGCAGAGCGAACCAUCGGAUUAUGUGCGACAGCUCAAAGUGUCUAUGGCAUCGAAACCUUGAUGCAUUUGACUUGCACUAACAUGGGUAAAGACAAAGUGGAUGAGGCAUUGAAGCAAGCAAAGGAUGCCGGUAUUCAGAAUAUCCUCGCCCUGAGAGGUGACCCACCUCGUGGUCAGGAAUACUGGUCUCCCUGCGAUGACGGUUUCUGCCAUGCCAUAGAUCUUGUCCGAUACAUCCGCCAACAGUACGGUGAUUAUUUUUGUAUCGGUAUAGCUGGAUACCCAGAAGGACAUGUUGAUUCGCAAGACAAGGGUCAAGAUAUCGUAUACCUCAAGGAAAAAGUAGAAGCCGGAGCCGAUUUCAUUGUGACUCAGCUAUUUUAUGACGUUGAUUCCUUCGUCCAUUGGCAAAAGCAGUGUCGAGAUGCUGGCAUCUCUGUUCCUAUUGUUCCUGGUGUCAUGCCCAUCCAAUCGCAUCAGGCUUUUCGCAGGAUCAUCAAUCUGUGUAACACCAAAGUCCCUCCUCACAUAUUAGAGGAUAUGAAUGAGAUCAAAGCGGACGAUCAAGCUGUUAAGGAUUAUGGUGUCAAGUUGGCCACAAGUAUUGUGUCAGAGCUGUAUCACAAAUAUCACAUCAACUGUUUUCACUUUUCAACUUUGAACUUGGAAAAAUCGGUUCGUCUUGUUCUACAAGAUUUGGAUUUCUUGCCUAAAGGUAUUCAAAAUUCAACAGCACAACAACUGUUGAAUGGAAAAUCAACCAAGUCAACCGCCCUUUUGGCUGAAGCUCACCGAGCCGAAACAUGGGAUGAGUUCCCUAACGGUCGAUAUGGUGACUCUCGAUCACCUGCUUUCGGUGACAAUACAUACGGUGCUGGUGUGGCUCAACCUACUUCCAAAGCAAGCGCUAAAUGGGGAUACCCCACUUCGCCCAGCGACAUUGCCAGCCUGUUCAUUGCUUAUAUUUCUGGAGAACUUCAGUCUUUGCCAUGGUGUGAUGAAGCCCUUCAGAUUGAGACUGACGCUAUUCGAAAGUCCCUGUCGACCUUGAACAAAGCAGGUUUAUGGACUGUCAGUUCUCAACCUUCCGUUAAUGGCGCUCCCAGCGAUGAUCCUAUGUUUGGCUGGGGUCCUCGCGGCGGAUACGUGUAUCAGAAGGAAUUCAUUGAGUUCUUUGUCACCUCGGAUAAGCUUCCUGCUCUCUUGCGUCAGCUCGCCAAAGAUCCUUUCAUUACAUAUUACGCUGCCAAUCGCGCUGGAGACUCUAAAACAAACGUUGACGACCGCGAUUCCCAAAAUGCAGUAACCUGGGGUGUGUUCCCAGGAAAAGAGAUUGUCCAGCCUACUAUUAUCGAGCAAGUCAGUUUUGACGCCUGGAGGGUAGAAGCUUUUGAGCUGUGGACAGAGUGGGAACAGCAAUAUUCCCCCGAGUCUGAGUCAAGAAAUCUGCUAAAGCAUCUAGGCGACGAUACUUGGCUCUUCAAUGUGGUUCACAAUGACUUCCAAAACCCUGGAAAGCUCUUUGAAGUGAUUUUAGGCUAGAUAACCAAGUUGUUUAUUACGGACAAUGAGGGAAUUAUUUUUUUUUGACAUAAACAUUUGAAAUAGAAGAGGGAGUCGUUGUUCAAUAGGAGAAAACAAUAACAGCAGAAAAAAAAAUUACUACUACUAA